Molecule: messenger RNA, 3767 nt
Organism: Vespa crabro (European hornet)
Lineage: Eukaryota; Metazoa; Arthropoda; Insecta; Hymenoptera; Vespidae
Exons: 17
Coding region: 143-3667 (1174 amino acids)
Source: RefSeq, a predicted model, not a curated record
UGAGCGUCUCAAUAUUUCCUCUAACGCAUUCGUCGUGUCAGACGAAAUUCUUUCAAUAUCUAGAUACAACGUCUCAAUAUAGCAAUAUUAAUACGUAUGCUACUUAUAAAGAAAAACUAUUAAAAAAAAUCCUUCGAGAAAAAUGUUGAAAACGAUCGGGCUCAUUGUUUUGAGCGCGUUUUUCGUUUUUACAAUUGCGGAUGAUUCGACUUCGGACAAUCCAAUAGUAAAUGCACCCAUUGGAAAGAUUCGUGGAUCGAUCUUAACAUCGAGAUUGGGUAGAAAAAUUUAUUCGUUUCGAAGUGUAAGAUAUGCCGAACCUCCAGUCGGUCAACAAAGAUUUCAGGUUGCCAUACCAGCAAAAGAUUGGAAUGAUACAUACGAUGGUACUAAGGAAGGACCUGCAUGUAGUACCAUAACCGAGACACCUAUAUCCGAGGAUUGUUUACGUUUGAAUGUCUACACAACUAAAUUACCAUCGAAAAAUACAAAAGAUGGAAAUUUCAAAGGACGUCCAGUUCUAGUCUUCUUCCAUCCUGGUGGCUUCUACCUCUUUUCUGGUCAAUAUCGAUUUUUUGGUCCUGAAUAUAUCAUGGAUAAGGACAUUGUUUUAGUGACAUUGAACUAUCGACUUGGAACUUUAGGUUUCAUAAGUACAGGAGAUUCGCUUGCACCAGGAAAUUUGGGCUUGAAGGAUCAAGUCGUAGCUCUUCGUUGGAUUCAGAGAAACAUUGCAGCAUUCGGAGGAGAUCCCAACUCGGUUACUAUUGGUGGUUACAGUGUCGGAAGCAUCGCUGUGUUAUUACAUAUGUUGUCACCAAUGUCAAAGGGUCUCUUCCACAGAGGAAUUGCAAUGAGUGGUUCUCAUAUAUCAUUACAACCACUACCGACCGAACAGAAACACAUAGCCAAGAAACAGGCAGAAUUAUUAGGUUGUCCAACAGACACAACAGGAUCCAUGUUGAUCUGUUUAAAAUCUAAACCAAUCGAACGAUUUACUGAAACUAUGCCGCAACUUUUUGAAUGGUAUUGGAAUCCGAUGACAGUAUGGUCAGUAGUCGUAGAGCCAGAUAUACAGGGUGUUGAAAGAUUUUUAACUGCUCAACCUAUCGAUUUGAUCAGAGAAGGCAAGAUCCACGAAGUCCCUCUCAUUAUUGGUACUACCAAAGACGAAUUUGGUGGAUUGGUCACCGCUAUCGAAAGAUUAGUAAAAGCAGGAAAUACUUCGAUAUUAGAUGAUUUAAAUGAAAGGUGGGAUACUUUUGCGCCUAUCAGUUUUAUGUACGAAAGAGAUACACCUCGUUCGAAAUAUAUCAGUCAAGAAUUACGACGAUUCUAUUUCGGAAAUCAACCGAUCAGUCGAGAAUCAUAUGAUGGAAUAGGUCAGAUCAAUAGCGAUAGCAUUGUCGUAUUCCCAGUGCUUCGUGCCGCACGAUUGAUUGCUGAUAAUAGUAAACUUCCAGUAUAUUUCUACAGAUUUUCGUACGACGGACGUUUCAGUUUCUCUACAUGGAACGAAACUACUCCAUAUGGAACACCUGUACACCACGAUGAUCUGCAAUACUUAUUUUACAUGAGUGCCGUUUUCCCUUACUUCAACGCAUCCGAUCCGGAAAUUCAAAUGGUUGAACGUUAUACUGCAAUGUGGGCAAGUUUCGUAGAAACCGGUGAACCCAUUCCAAGCAAUGAUAAGAUGUUUAGUAACGUUAAGUGGGAGAGAUUCACAAAGGAGAAUGAUAAAUAUUUAAACAUUGAUUUACAUCCCACUAUGAAACAGGGUAUCUUUCCCGAAAGAAUGGCUCUAUGGGAACGAUUGUUCCCUUUGCCACCACCGUCUCACCCUAUCGAUUAUCAGAAAACGCCUCAAUAUUUUGUCGAGCGCGUUCAACGUGCACGACAAAGUUCUUUCAAAAAAAUUGUUAAAAAGAAUCCUUUGAGAAAAAUGUUAAAAACAAUCGGGCUCAUUGUUUUGAGCACGUUUUUCGUUUUUACAAUUGCGGAUGAUCCGACAUCGGAAAAUCCAAUAGUAAAUGCACCCAUUGGAAAGAUUCGUGGAUCGAUCUUAACAUCGAGAUUGGGUAGAAAAAUUUAUUCGUUUCGAAGUGUAAGAUAUGCCGAACCUCCAGUCGGUCAACAAAGAUUUCAGAUUGCCAUACCAGCAAAAGAUUGGAAUGAUACAUACGAUGGUACUAAGGAAGGACCUGCGUGUAGUACUUUAAGCAAGACACCUAUAUCCGAGGAUUGUUUACGUUUGAAUGUUUACACAACUAAAUUACCAUCGAAAAAUACAAAAGAUGAAAAUUUCAAAGGACGUCCAGUUUUGGUCUUCUUCCAUCCUGGUGGCUUCUAUAUAUUUUCUGGUCAAUAUCGAUUUUUUGGUCCUGAAUAUAUCAUGGAUCAGGACAUCGUCUUAGUAACAUUGAACUAUCGGCUUGGAACUUUAGGUUUCAUAAGUACAGGAGAUUCGCUUGCACCAGGAAAUUUGGGCUUGAAGGAUCAAGUCGUAGCUCUUCGUUGGAUUCAGAGAAACAUUGCAGCAUUCGGAGGAGACCCCAACUCGGUUACUAUUAGUGGUUACAGUGUCGGAAGCAUCUCUGUGUUAUUACACAUGUUAUCACCAAUGUCAAAAGGUCUUUUCCACAAAGCAAUUGCGAUGAGCGGUUCUCAUAUACUAUUAGAACCAAUCCCAACAGAGCAAAAACACUUAGCCAAAAAACAGGCAGAAUUAUUAGAUUGUCCAACAGACACAACAGGAUCCAUGUUGAUCUGUCUAAAAUCAAAACCAAUCGAACAAUUUACUGAAACUAUGCCGCAAUUUUUCGAAUGGUAUGGUGAUCCAAUCUUAAUAUGGAAAUGGGUCGUGGAGCCAGAAAUAGAAGGUGUUGAAAGAUUUUUAACUGGUCAACCUGCCGAUUUGAUCAGAGAAGGCAAGAUUCAUGAAGUUCCUCUCAUCAUUGGUAUCACCGAAGGCGAAUUUAGUGGUGUCGUUACAGGCAUCGAGAAAUUAGUCAAAGCAGGAAAUACAUCGAUAUUCGAUAAUCUAAAUACAAGAUGGGAUACCAUUGCGCCCAUCAGUUUUAUAUACGAAAGGGAUACACCUCGUUCGAAACAUAUCAGUCAAGAAUUGCGACAAUUCUAUUUCGGAGAUCAACCGAUCAGUCGAGAAUCAUACAAUGGAAUAUCUAAUAUCUACGCUGAUAGCGUUAUCAUAUUCCCAGUACAUCGUGCCGCUCAACUGAUUGCUGAUAAUAGUAAACUUCCAGUAUAUUUCUACAAAUUUUCAUACGAAGGACGUUUCAGUUUCGCCAUGUGGAACGAUACAACUCCAUACGGACCACCUGUACACCACGAUGAUCUGCAAUACUUAUUUUACAUGAGUGCCGUUUUCCCUUACUUCAACGCAUCCGAUCCGGAAAUUCAAAUGGUUGAACGUUAUACUGCAAUGUGGGCAAGUUUCGUAGAAACCGGUGAACCCAUUCCAAGCAAUGAUAAGAUGUUUAGUAACGUUAAGUGGGAGAGAUUCACAAAGGAGAAUGAUAAAUAUUUAAACAUUGAUUUACAUCCCACUAUGAAACAAGGUAUCUUUCCCGAAAGAAUGGCUCUAUGGGAACGAUUGUUCCCUUUGCCACCACCGUCUCACUCCAUCGAUUAUCAGAAAAGUCAAUAAAAUUUUGACUGUAAUAUCAUAAUGCAAUUAACGAAAUGUAUUUCGUAUAUGUAUACGUAUAUAUUUUUUUUUUAUGAAAUAAAGAGGAAUAGUACUACUA